Centruroides sculpturatus (bark scorpion) is the source of this 1757-nucleotide messenger RNA. RefSeq names its product alpha-L-fucosidase-like. The coding region runs from base 1 to 1350 and encodes 449 amino acids. The transcript is spliced from 8 exons. The record is from RefSeq and is a predicted model, not a curated record. Gene Ontology annotation, cellular component: lysosome. Gene Ontology annotation, biological process: fucose metabolic process; glycoside catabolic process. Gene Ontology annotation, molecular function: alpha-L-fucosidase activity. NCBI's taxonomy places the organism in Eukaryota, Metazoa, Arthropoda, Arachnida, Scorpiones, Buthidae.
AUGGACAUGUUAUUACGUCUUUGCUCUCUGCUGGUGUUUGUCUAUCUUACAGGUGCCAAUUAUCAACCAAAUUGGGAGUCGUUAGACAGUAGACCCCUUCCCGAAUGGUUCGACAAGAGCAAAAUCGGUAUAUUCCUCCACUGGGGGUUGUAUUCUGUACCUAGUUUCGGAUCAGCAUCGUUUUGGAUGUUCUGGCAAAAAAAAGAACCUCAGUAUAUGAAGUUCAUGAGACAAAACUACAGACCUAACUUCACUUAUCAAGAUUUUGGCCCUAUGUUUACAGCCGAAUUUUAUGAUCCGGAUCAUUGGGCCGAGAUAUUUAAUGCAUCGGGAGCCAGAUAUGUGGUCCUUACAAGUAAACAUCACGAAGGAUUCACAAUGUGGCCUUCCAAAUUCUCCUGGAACUGGAAUGCCAUGGAUUUAGGUCCGAAAAGAGAUCUCUUAGGUGAUUUGGCUAAAGCCGUUCGUAAAUACAAACAUAUGCAUUUUGGAGUCUACCAUUCGUUGAUGGAUUGGUUUCAUCCACUUUAUCUAACGGACAAAAGUAACAAAUGGACUACUAGAUAUUUUGUUGACGUAAAAACAAUGCCCGAACUUUAUGAACUUGUAAUCAAUUACGAGCCAGAAUUGAUAUGGUCUGAUGGCGACUGGGAAGCACCCGACACUUACUGGAAUAGCACAGGAUUUUUGGCAUGGUUAUACAACAAAAGUCCUGUUAAGGAUGUCAUCGUGGUCAAUGAUCGCUGGGGCAAAGGUAUUCCGUGCCAUCAUGGUGGAUAUUACACGUGCAAAGACAGAUAUAACCCAGGAAAGUUACAAAAGAGAAAAUGGGAAAAUGCCAUGACUUUAGACUAUUCUUCGUGGGGAUUCAGAAGAAAUAUAAAAAUAGCUGAUAUCAUGCCCAUUGAGAAACUGAUUGCAACCUUGGCACAAACCAUAAGUUGUGGCGGAAACAUUCUCAUCAACAUCGGUCCGACCCAUGACGGAAGAAUCAUUCCAGUCUUUGAAGAGCGACUUCGUCAACUGGGAUUGUGGUUAAGUGUGAAUGGAGAAGCCAUUUACGAAUCCAAACCUUGGACGUAUCAGAAUGACACCAUCACACAGAAUAUCUGGUACACUUCAAAAGGGGAAAGUGUUUACACCAUUGUUUUAAAUUGGCCAAAAGGUAAUAUAUUGACAUUGGGAGCAUUGAAACUGGAAGGUGCAGCAUCUGUUCGACUGCUCGGAUGGAAAUAUGAACUUCAGUGGAAGUCGUUGGGUGGUAAAGGAACUCAAAUUACUUUCCCUUCUCUAACACCAAAUUUACUUCCAUCACAAUGGGCUUGGGUUUUAAAAAUAGAACAAAUAUAGACAAUAAUUAUACAUUCAAUUAUUAAUUUUAUGUAUUUUUUCUUUGUAAUAGCUAACAAUAAUGCACCUUUGUAAUAGCUAACAAUAAUAACCUUUAAUUCUGUAAUUAAUAUUUAAUUUUUUAUGUUUUAAUUCAUUGAGUAUGAGUUGCUGGCAACUGUUAGCAUCUUUAAUGUAUUUCGUAGUGAAAAAUGAAAUUGUCUGUCGUGUGGAAUGUUUUGUAGAGAUGUAACAAUCUCCGUCUGUGUUCAAAUUACUGAUAUGUCUGUUGAUAUGUUGAAGGUAUUCAUAUAGCUUUUUCACUGAUUAGAAAAAAUUAUCUAGAGUUUUUUUUCAGUAAAAGUGAAUGUUAACAAUAUGUGUUUAUGGCAAAACAGCAGAAAUAAAGAAAUCAUUUACUCAAUGUU